UCUUGUAAAGUUAUUCAGCGUCACACGAUGUCCCAUAUACUGAAGAUCGCAGGUAGGAGGACAGCUGUCCGCCAUCAACUGAGGCUCCCAGGUUUUUGGAGGUUUUGUGGACGUCAGGGUGUCCGGGGGGCCGCUACCACAGCCACUGCUGCUGAGCAGGUCGCCCCGGAGGAGACCGUCCGGCCGUUUCAGGAGAUUCCCGGUCCGAAGGGGCUCCCUUUCAUCGGCACAGCGCUGGACUACAGUCCGUUUGGGCGUUUCCCAAUUCACACACAAUUGGGCAAUUCCGCAAUCGAAAGGUACAAAACGCACGGCAAGAUCUACCGGGAAAAGUUGGGUCCGGGACGGGAGAUGGUGUUCGUGUGUGACCCGAAGGACAUCGGGACGGUGUUCCGGAGUGACGGGCGGCUACCGGAGCGACCCCCCGUCAACUCAAUCGCCACAUACCGCAAAAUGAGAAAGAAGCCCCCGGGCCUUGGAAAUCUAAUGGGUGAAGACUGGCACCGCGUCCGAAGCUCCGUCAACAAGGAAAUGAUGCGCCCCAAGUCCGUCGGUGCGUACGCUACCAUGCAGGACGAUGUGUCCAGAGAGAUGGCCGAGCUGAUACAGACUGUGGUGCGGAAGGGCGACAGCGGUGGCCAAGUUGAUAACUUCAUGAACUUAAUGCAUAAAUGGGGACUUGAAUCUUUGAGUCUGGUCAUUCUGGGUAAGCGCAUGGGUUGUCUGACCCUGGAUCAACUGGCUGAAGACUCUGACGCCCAGCGGAUGAUCUCAGCGGUACUCGAGUUCUUUUUGUAUUUCGGGAAGCUGGAAAUGUCGCUUCCCUUCUACAGGUAUUUCAGCACACCGGCAUGGAAGAAGUUCGAGACAGCCAUGGACACAAUGAACAGUAUUGCAGAAAAGAUGAUCGGAGAAAAGCUGACGGAACUCAGCAAACUGGAAGAGCCACCACAGGAGACAGAUUUUCUUUCCAGCCUCCUGUCCCAGAAAGACAUGACGUUGGACGAGGCGGUGAUGAUGGCAAUUGAGCUGUUGACAGGUGCUUUCGAGUCGACGGCUAACACCUUGGCCUUUAAUCUGUACUGCUUGGCAAAAAAUCCCGCUGCACAACAAAAACUGUACGAGGAGAUCAUGAACGUAGUUCCGCCAGGACAGCCCAUAGACGACAGGGUGUUGAACAAGAUGUCUUACCUUCGUGCUGUGUUCAAGGAGACAUCAAGGCUUUACCCGACUAUCUUCUUCAAUGCAAGGACCCUGACCCGUGACGUUGUGCUGUCAGGCUAUCAUGUACCUGCAAAGACGCAGAUUAUUAUGGCAAAUAACGUCAUCAGCACACUGCCGGAGUACUAUCCGGAUCCAGAGGCAUACAUUCCGGAGAGGUGGCUCCGUACUGAGUCUUCAGCGGCAAACGUUCAGGCAUUCGCCUUACUGCCUUUCGGUUAUGGAGCAAGGAUGUGCGUGGGUCGGCGCUUUGCAGAACAAGAAAUAUUCCUUGGUCUGAUCAGGAUCAUCCAAAAGUUUCAUGUCGGCUGGGACGGAGAAGAUAUGAAGCAGAUUUAUAAGAUCUUCAACACACCAGACAGAGAUACGUUCAUCUUCCGAGAGAGGGAGUAGACUGCGUAAAAUAACUUAAUGAACAGAUAGAGUAAGGACCAAACAUAAAUAUUGUAUACUGUAAACUUAUAUUCUAAGAUCUAAGUAACACUCAUUUCAACUAAUUGUAAAUAAUGGUGAUCAAUUAGUACAUUUUAUGAAUUACUUGCUCUGUAAAUGCUGGCAUAUGUACAUUGUUGAUCAGUCGGAUUAACUCAAUUUAUUAUGCUUUGAUCUUGUUCUUUGCUUAAUUAUGCGACAAUAAAUUUGUUACUCGUUUCAUGGUAUAUUUCUCUGUUCCUCUGUUCUGUCAUUGUAUUUCUGUUGAUUUUUGUGUCAAUGUAUUAGAAGACAAUAAAGAUCAUUUUAAAUU
Branchiostoma floridae (Florida lancelet) is the source of this 1966-nucleotide messenger RNA. RefSeq names its product probable cytochrome P450 CYP44. The record is from RefSeq and is a predicted model, not a curated record. Gene Ontology annotation, molecular function: heme binding; monooxygenase activity; oxidoreductase activity, acting on paired donors, with incorporation or reduction of molecular oxygen. The coding region runs from base 28 to 1614 and encodes 528 amino acids. The transcript has 10 exons. NCBI's taxonomy places the organism in Eukaryota, Metazoa, Chordata, Leptocardii, Amphioxiformes, Branchiostomatidae.